CUCUGAGCGUAGCAAGGCCACCAUGUCUCUCCUCCGACGCGCCCGUAUCCCCGCCCUCUCGACCCCAACCCGCCCGCUCUCCCUUACCCAACCAUGGUCCGGCUCCGUGCGAACUUUCUCGGCCGGCGAGCCGAGUCAACGUGAGACCACCGACCCCCUCUCCACCGGGCCUCCGAGAAAGGACGCUGAUAAAUCCCAUUUCGUCAAUCCAGCGCCCGUCAUCUCCCCGAAAGGAGCGGCAGAAGGAUUGCCGAGGCAUCAGCCGGACUACGAUGUGGCGGUGGAGUAUCGGACAUCACGAUGGUCGCCGAUUCCGAAGAAGGUGAUGGAUGGGGGUGAGGAGGGCGAUACUGCCGCGGCGGUCAUAUCCGGUGCUCCCGUUGACCUACAAGCCCGCACCGUCCGCAUCUACAAACCCGUCAAACCCGCCACGCAAUCCGGCGACUGGAACGGCAACAGCUGGCGCAUGGACUGGGACCCGCUCCCCAAAGGCCACCGAUGGGAGAACCCGCUGAUAGGAUGGCAGUCGUCCGCCGACUUCAUGCAGAGCGAGCGAUUGCAUUUCCACUCGAAGGACGAUGCGAUCCGGUUCGCGAACAAGAACGGGUACGAGUACUUCGUGCAGGAGCCGAACGAGCGGAAGUUCGUGCCAAAGGUGUACGCGAACAACUUUUUGUACAGUGCGAAGAAGCUGAAGCAGAUUCGGACGAAGUGAGGGGGACAAGGGCAUCGAUGGUUGUAAAUAGGCGUCAUGGAUCGGGCAUAUCUGCCACGGCAUGAUACGAUAUCUGGGUAUCCGUAGACAAUCGUCAUCCCAAUGUAACCGCUAGUCGUCAUCGUGAACUCGUGGAUACGAUUAGAACAGGCUUUCCUCAAGUUCCACGAAGCGACACCAUCUCCCCAGCAUCGCCUUCACCGGCACCGUCCUCCCAACCCACGCCCUCUCUCCC
This is a messenger RNA of Eremomyces bilateralis CBS 781.70, 950 nucleotides long. RefSeq names its product NADH-ubiquinone oxidoreductase 21 kDa subunit mitochondrial precursor. Gene Ontology annotation, biological process: electron transport chain. NCBI's taxonomy places the organism in Eukaryota, Fungi, Ascomycota, Dothideomycetes, Eremomycetales, Eremomycetaceae. The record is from RefSeq and is a predicted model, not a curated record. Bases 23 to 715 code for a protein of 230 amino acids. The transcript is spliced from 3 exons.